Molecule: messenger RNA, 1628 nt
Organism: Erigeron canadensis
Lineage: Eukaryota; Viridiplantae; Streptophyta; Magnoliopsida; Asterales; Asteraceae
Product: BTB/POZ domain-containing protein At1g55760-like
Exons: 4
Coding region: 412-1398 (328 amino acids)
Molecular function (GO): protein binding
Source: RefSeq, a predicted model, not a curated record
UUGAAAAUCACUGAAUAUAACCAUUUACAUUACAAUAUCGACAUAUUAUUCAACACCUACAAUCAUUUUCGUUCUCUGUUUUUUUCCUAUACCCAUAUCAUCAAAUAAUAAUAAUAAUGGCGUAACACCAAAAGAUUCAUUCUUGCAAUCUUGCUUGCGUGCGUGCCCAUAACCAUCCACCCACCAACACAAAUUUAAAUAAUUUAUUACAAUUUGCAGCUGCUGCUGCUGCUGCAAGUUGAGAUUGUGGGGGGGUGACAGGACACGUAGUAAGUGUGUCUGUGUGUGUGUGUAUGAAGAAUAAUAAGGGUGUAGUAGAAAAAUUUGAAAAAAGACAACCUGGGAAAACACGGGGGAUUGUUGUUGGAUUGUUUCCAUGAAAUCACGACGGCGCUUGCCAGUAGUUGCAGGAUGACCGACAACGCUUAUCGGGUUGAUACGACGUCGCGGCUAGCUCAAUGGCGUAUAGACAAUUUGGCUUCUUGUACUUAUCGUAAAUCUGAUCCUUUUAAGAUCGGUAUAUGGAACUGGAGAUUGGUUCUUGAGAAGAAUCGUACAUUGUACAUUAAAUUGUACCCGGAAAUUUCGGGUUUAUGUAAAGACAACCCUCCUAUUGCUUCAUUCAUCAUUCGUGUGGUUUCUUCGUUAGGAGGUCGUAAGUCCUUGGUUCAUCCAGAAAUUAGAGAUAAGCAGCUUAAAAACAGUGAGGAUUUCAUUUGGGCGCUUGAAGUUCCCCUUACGGGGAAAUUCAUCAUUGAUCUUGAAUUUCUUGAUCUUAAGACUACAUCACCAAACGGUGGUGAAUCUUGUUCUGUGUGGACUGAAAGGUUUACACAAAAGGACUUACGAGCAACAGCGAUUUCCUCACUAGGCAGAAUGUUAACAGAAAGUAUUCACACGGAUAUUAUCAUCAAUGCUUCUGAUGGAAGCAUUGGGGCCCACCGAGCGGUCCUUGCUGCCAGGUCACCCGUCUUCCUAAGGAUGUUCUCCCAUGACCUGAAAGAAAAAGAAAUGUCUGUCAUAAACAUAUCAGACAUGUCCAUUGAAGCUUGUCAAGCUUUUUUAAGCUAUAUAUAUGGUAACAUCAUAGAACAAGACUUUCUUACUUACAGACUAGAACUUCUGAAAGCAGCUGAAAAGUAUGAUGUUAUGGAUCUAAAAGAGGCGUGUCAUGAAAGUCUAUUAGAAGAUAUCGAUACAAAUAAUGUGCUCGAGAGGCUUCAAAACGCUUCUCUGUAUCAUCUUCCAAAGCUGAAGAUUUGCUGUAUGCAGUAUCUUGUGAGGUUUGGUAAGAUAUUUGACAUUGUAGAUGAAUUUGAUGCAUUUAUACAAUCUGCAGACAGGGAACUGAUAGGGGAAGUCUUCAAUGAAGUUCUGUCUGUUUGGAAAGGUUUCUGAGUAACUUGCUCAACCUGAAAAUAUAGAUAUAUACGCAUAUUUAGCAUUAGUAAGGUAUUUAUUUGUUGCAUCUGUUGAUUUAUGAAACUGGCUGUGGCAGUGUGCCCCCAACAUUUGUUUGUGCCUAUUUGUUGUCAUCUAAACUGAUUACUACACGCAAAUGCAAUUUGCAAUUUGUUAUGUACAUGUAUAAAAUAGUAUGCUCAAUGAAAAAAGUAUACUUGAUUGUG